Messenger RNA from Notolabrus celidotus (New Zealand spotty), 4913 nucleotides. RefSeq names its product TBC1 domain family member 8. The record is from RefSeq and is a predicted model, not a curated record. The coding region runs from base 1 to 2586 and encodes 861 amino acids. Gene Ontology annotation, molecular function: calcium ion binding. NCBI's taxonomy places the organism in Eukaryota, Metazoa, Chordata, Actinopteri, Labriformes, Labridae. The transcript has 16 exons.
AUGAGGAUCCUAGAGGAACAGGCUUUAAGGGAGUACGUCCUGGCUCUGUUUCGACUCCCUCGGAGCGAACGUCUCCACGACGUCGCCUCCUGCUCGGUGUGGACACCACACUCACGCUGCCACACAGCCGGGACUCUCUUCACCACCGACACCUAUUUGUGUUUCUCCAGCCGGGAGGAGGGCGUCUGCAUCCUGCUGAUCCCACUCUCAGAGGUGUUGUCCAUAGAGAAAGCAGAGAGCACCAGCCCGCUUCCAAACCCAGUCAUCGUGAGCAUCCGGACCAAGAAAGCCUUCCAGCUGAUCGAGCUGCAGGACAGAGACGAGCUGGUGGAGAGUCUGAACUCCAGACUCAGAGCUCUGCAGUGGAAGCAGUCUAUGUUUCGAAGCAAGAAGGACGGGAAGAGGAAAGUGAGCUCUCCUACACCUUACUACACCUUCUACUACGACACGGGGUACUCUGAUGAAGAAGACAAAGAGGAGCAGGUUCUUCGUAACACUGUGAACAGCGAGGCUCUGAUGACCGCCUUUCACCAAAGCCAGCCUGGAAACAACGGACACAAGAGCGUGGAGCAGAUGAAGGAGCAGCUAUGGGAGGAUCACUUCUCAGAGUUCGGUCGGGGUGUUCACAUGUUCCGGACAGAGAAGACCCAGAAACUGGUGGCCACAGGGAUACCAGAGUCUCUGCGAGGGGAGCUGUGGAUGACGCUCUCCGACGCAUCCUCUGAGCUGGAGGCCCACCAGGGUUACUACGCCAGCAUGGUGCAGAAGUCGAUGGGUCAGAGCAGCCUGGCCACAGAGGAGAUAGAGAGAGACCUUCAUCGCUCUCUGCCGGACCAUCCCGCCUUUCAGAACCCGACCGGCAUCGCUGCUCUGAGACGAGUCCUCACGGCGUACGCUCACCGCAACCCAAAGAUCGGAUACUGUCAGUCGAUGAACAUCCUUGCCUCGGUGCUGCUGCUCUACGCCAAAGAGGAAGAAGCGUUCUGGCUGCUGGUGGCUGUUUGUGAGAGGAUGCUGCCCGACUACUUCAACCGCAGGGUCAUAGGAGCUCAGGUGGAUCAGUCCGUGUUUGAGGAGCUGAUCAGGGAGCGUCUCCCUGAGCUGGCUGAAAACGUCCCCGACCUCUCCACCCUCUCCUCCGUCUCCCUCUCCUGGUUCCUCACGCUCUUCCUCAGCGUGCUGCCCUUCCAGAGCGCCGUCUGCGUGGUCGACUGUUUCUUCUUCCAUGGUAUCAAAGCCAUCUUCCAGCUGGGUUUAGCCGUGCUGGAGGUCAACGCUGCUCAGCUCUCUGCCUGCACGGACGACGGACAGGCGCUCAUGAUUCUCACAAGCUUUCUGGAUCAGGUUGGAAGUGAAGAGUCGUCCUCUCCUCCAUCCUCUCCGCCUGCUGCUGCUGCUGCUGCUGCUGCUGCUGCUGCUGCUGCAGAGACGAGCAGCAGUGACUCUGAGAUUCCUGCUGUGCGACACACAAACAUCACGGCGCUCAUCAACGACUCGUAUGAGAAAUUUGGAGACCUGUCAGUGAGGCAGAUCGAGAGACUUCGCUGUCGACACAGAAUCCGGGUUCUUCAGGCUCAUGAGGACACCAUCAAAGAAAACACUCUGAGAUUGGUCAAUCCAGAUGUUUCCAUCUCUCCAGAGAAUCUGUCUGAUGUGUACGACCUCUUUAAGACGGAGCACUUCAUCAGUCUGUACUGGGGCGACAGCAGCUCUGCAGCAGCAGCAGAAGCAGCAGCAUGGAGUUACAGCGACGCCUCUCGCUCCUUCAUCGAGCGGCAGUACCGGCUGGACCGGCCUCAAUUUAAGAGCCUGUACGGGCUGCUCUCUCCGUGGCCCGGAGGUCAGAACCAGCACGCCGACACGCUCGCCAAUCGCACCUUCACCCUGCUGGACCAGGACCAAGACAACCUGGUCACGUUUAAGAAGUUUGCAGGCUGGCUGGACACGUUGUACUGUGAAGACCUGAACGAGAAAAUCCGGUUACUGUAUCGCCUGCACAUCCCACCAGCUCUGACAGAAAGUGAGGAUGACCCCUCUCUGAUGAAGAGCCCCCUGGUGUCCACUAACAGACCCCUCUAUGUGAAUCUGCCGUCUGACGAUGAAGGAGAAGCGAAGGACUAUCAGGAGCAGCUGAAGCAGAUGCUGCAGGAUUUAGUCAAAGAGAAAGAGAAGGAUGUGGAGAAACCUCUGCCCCUCAUGAACCAGAGGGAGUUCAUCCAGUUCUGUAAAACCCUCUACAGCAUGUUCCACGGGGACCCCGAGGAGAACGACCUCUUCCAGGCCAUCGCUACAGUAACCAGUCUGGUGCUGCAGAUCGGUGAAGCUGGGCACCGUCCGACCCACUCGGGGUCAGAGGUCACAGAAGCUAAACCCACAGCUGUUCCCACAGAGGACGCUGGGGUCGACGGGACGGCGGAUAACGAUUGGACGAUCAGCUUCGCUCAGAUCCUGGCGUCCCUGCUGACCGAACAGUCGCUGGUGACCUUCUUUGAGAAGCCGGCGGACCUGACUGUGAAACUCUCCGAGGCGAAAGAGAAGCAGUAUCACCAGAGGGCCGGUCUGCUCUCACUGCAAGGGACCAGAUGACUGUGUGUGAACUCUGAGGGCAGGAAGCAAACCAAAUUUCAUAUGAAGAAAACACAAAUAUCAGGAUCAUUUGACACAAUGUGACACGAUGUGACAGGAUGCAGCAGCUUCAAAAUCAGAGCUGAAGAGCCUUAAAGAUACGCAGGAUAUCACUGGACUGAUGGGACGACUACAGCAGAACUCCUGAGCUCCUCUUUAUCUGUUCUGACGACAGGAGGAAGCUCUUCCAAACUAUAUGAGCCAAAAAGACUUUGAAUCUAAGGCAGCAGCAGCAGGUCCUGAACUGGUGGACUCACUGGUGUCAGCCUGUAGGAGCGUCAGCAUGUGGUUUUGUCCUAAAGAGCUGGAGGGAGGAUGAAAAUAGGAAGACAGAAUCUCUCUCUGUACGUCAGCGUGAGGACGCCUGACAGCACUUUCUAACGAGGCGUCCACUCCGUACUAAAUCACUGACUCUUACACUAACGCUUCACAAAUCAGCUGAAGGCCUUAACUCCAUUCACCUCCGGGACGCCAGGUUGUGAAACAUCUUUGCUGAGUCACUGGUUAGUAUUCUGACUGAUGAGUCAGCAGAAAUGAGUCACUAACUUGUUGUUUUGAAGGUUAAUAAUCAGUAAGAGCUGAAAAAGCAAAGUUAGUGAGUAAUCUGUUCUUUAAGAAGUGAGAAACAGAAGUUAUCACAACUUUCUGACUAAUUAUAAAUGUUAAUAAACUUAUAAACACAUGAAUAAAUGGAUUCUGAUCCAGAUAAAUCCAGUAAAACCUGAACUAAAGGAGAAAGACUUUCACAACCUGGCAGCCUGAUUGACUCGUGUAAUACAGUAAUCAUGUCGUGCAUUAAUACAGUAGAGCCAGAAAUGUAACUCACUUUAUGAAGGCAGCUUCAGAGGAGUGUGAGAACAGGGGAUGAGGAGAAAUGAGAGGAGGAAGAUUGUUUUUUUUAUUAUUUAAAAUGAUUAUUUCUUAUUAUGUACUUAGAAAAGUUGACACUUUGAGAAUAGAGUUGAUCCUUUGAGACUACAAACAGCACAUAUGACCACCUCCACUAAAUGAAUGGAUGAUCUGAUAUAGCUGCACUUCAGGAUCAGGUUUAGUGACGGUGCACGAGGUGAUUUCAGUCACACCACAACCUUUAAUGGGGGCCAGGGAUGUAAGGAUACACUCAACACACGAUUCAAUUUGAAUCCUGAUUUUUGGUUCACCAUGCGAUUCACUCAAGAUUCUCUAAUGUUAUUGAUUUUAAUCCACCCUUAAUUGUAUUGAUUUUUUAGCGUCUUGUGAUUUAUCCUUACAUUCCUAACAGGGGCACUGUUGUAAUUAAUUUAAGGAUAAAUAAAAAUCCCCACAUUAUUUAAAGACACGCUUUCCUUCAUUUCUGGUGCAACCGGCAGAAGCAGAUGACAGUCCUAAACCCUAAACCGUGAUUGGCUAUUUGCCCUCUCAGAGGCGGGACUUGAAUAUAAAUCCACUAUUUGGAUUGUUUAACAGGCUGCAAGAAGCUUCUUGGCCUUUCUAUGUGAAACACUUUCUUUUACUGGUCCUUUAAACAAUGACUUUAAACAAACCUCAUCUUUUUGAGUCUUUAGAGACUUUAAGAAGUUCAUCAGAUUUAAAUGUUGCCACUUCAUUGAAGAGAAAAUAGAUGUGAUUCGUGGAAAUAACCCUCCUCGGUUUGGGGUGAGCCUGUAAUGUGUGCCACGCAUGGCCACCCCUACUAAACUAACUGGACUGGCCUCAGUCGGUAAAUGUCUAGCUCCGCCCCUGACCAAUUAAGGUGUGACAGGAUUUGUAUGACACCACACCUUUCCACGGUGAUGUUACUGACCAUUUUUGUAGGAUCUCUUCUCUUUGAUGCACUUUUUAGAUCAGUCCCUGUGUGUUUGAUCCAGCCGCCUACACAUAGAAGCCAGUGAGAGUUGUCCUGAUUAGAGGACUGCCGCUCUAUCUAACUAUGAUUGGAAAGACUUUUUUUUUUUUUCAGAAAGUGCAUAAUCCAAAAAAGAAUCUUCCUCCUCUCAUCACUUUCAUCCUUCAUAGUCUUCAGCAGCCUGAUUACAAAGUUGAUCCUCUAAAGGAGCGGUGCAGCAUGAAGGACAGAUCUGACGUGCGUUGAUUUUUCUUUUUUAUUAAUUUUAUAACUUUUGUUUCACUGAUGUGACAUUUUUUCACAUGCAUGCACCUCAAGAUGAAUAUUUUCUAACCUUUUUUAAAUGACUGGAUGAUAAUCUACAGGAAUCUGAGACUGAUGCACAAAACGGCAAAAAUGGGACGACACUGCUGAAACUGUCUUUUUGAAUAAAGACUCAUUAAAGACUCUUUGUACUACUGAA